UGUGUCGGGUUUCCCUCCCCGGGCCGCAGGGGUUUCCCUCCCCGGGCCGCAGGAGAAACAGUGCCCUCUCCCUUCUUGACCCCCGGCCCUUCCCUCCCUUAUUCCCUCUUGCCGCCGCUGCGUCUGGCGCUGCCACUCCCGGAGGAGCUCCCGUCACUGGGGUCUCGGGCCUCCACGUUACUGCGGGACGAAGAGCUCGAGGAGAUCAAGAAGGAGACUGGCUUUUCCCACAGUCAGAUCACACGCCUGUACAGCCGCUUCACCAGCCUGGACAAAGGGGAGAACGGAACUCUCAGCCGGGAAGAUUUCCAGAGGAUUCCAGAACUUGCCAUCAACCCACUGGGGGACCGGAUCAUCAAUGCCUUCUUCUCAGAGGGAGAGGAUCAGGUAAACUUCCGAGGAUUCAUGAGAACUUUGGCUCAUUUCCGACCCAUUGAGGAUAACGAAAAGAGCAAAGAUGUGAAUGGACCGGAACCCCUCAACAGCCGGAGCAACAAACUGCACUUUGCUUUCAGACUUUAUGACUUGGAUAAAGAUGACAAGAUCUCCCGCGAUGAGCUGUUACAGGUACUGCGAAUGAUGGUCGGAGUGAAUAUCUCAGAUGAGCAGCUGGGCAGUAUUGCAGACAGGACCAUCCAGGAGGCUGACCAAGAUGGAGACAGUGCCAUAUCUUUUACAGAAUUUGUUAAGGUUUUGGAGAAGGUGGAUGUAGAACAGAAGAUGAGCAUCCGAUUUCUUCACUAAAGGGCAGAGACCAAAUUAUUCUUGCUUUCUAGUAUUUAAGAACUGAAACUUCCUUCUGUCCUCCAGCCCCACCCCAUCCUGUCAUCCCCCUUUCCAGAAUACUACAGCUCCUGCAUGACAACCUGAAGUCUCUCCUGUCCAUACAAACUUGCCUUUGGUGUAUAAACAGGGCGUUACAGAAUGGUACCCUGUCUAUUUCUGUUCGGUAUCCACCCAUCAGUCUUUAUUGUAAGUACCAACUUCCCCUGUUCUACUGUUCAGUGCCACGCAUCCGUCCUGUCUGAGGAAAGAAACAGGGACUCAUGUCAAGAACCAGCCAGCAAAGCUCCCACUAGAUGGGACCAUAUCCAUGCUGCCUUCCCUUCAUCAGCCCUCCAUCAUGGUCCUGUGUGCUGUGUCCUGUGUCCUGUGUCUGUUUCUUCCUACCUCUCUGUCAUCCAGCCUUCUCUCCAUUCAGUCUUUCAGCUGUCCUCCUGUCGUUGAGAUUCCCUGCAUUCUACUUGACUCUGGGCUCUGCUGGUAAGCCUGUUUCUGAUGUGGCAGGAUAGUUAGUGGUCUGGUGAUCUGUAUCUACCUUCUGAUGUGGGAUAUUGCCUAUGCAGGAGCUAUUGCUCUGUCGUCACAGGGCUUAUGAGCAGACAUGUUCUUAAAAGGUAGUCAUGGUGAGGCUUGUAGAGCCAUGUCUCCUAGGUGGCUUCCCAGGUCUCUCUACCUCUGACUUUUUAUUUUCAAAUAUAUUUAUGUGGCUUUUCUGGGUACAGUGUUGACAUUCAGAAAAUAGUCUAAUGCCUGCCAGUUUGCUUCUCUUUGGGACAUUGUCACCACCUAAGCGGCUGUUCUGACAAUAUGGUAGAGGGCCUUCUUGUGUUUUUUGACAAGGAUGGGCACCCUGGAGAGCUGCCCACAUUUGCUCCACAGCAUGGGUUAUGCCUCAGUGUUCUGUACACUUGAAGAUUCUUCACAUUUCCAAACAGAAAGACUAGUGUUACAGAAGUGCCUGACUUACUUCAGUCCUAAAGAAUUAGAUUGUCCUCAGUGUCUUAAAGUUUUGCACAAAACUCUGAAUGAAUUUUAUACUUGGCAAAUUUUAAUGCUGGAAGAUGUAUAGUCAGUUCAUAAUCCUGGUCCAGGCACUGUAUGCAUUGAAUGUAUUGUCUCAUGAGCUUCCUAAUGACACGACCUUCCUAGCUCCUUGUGAAUACUAUACUAUGCAGAUCCCUUAGAAGCAUGGGACCUGGGACUGGUGGCACCAACUGAGGUGACAUUCUCUGCCAAUGUCAGCUUGAUUUAGAUGUCACUGAAUCAAGCUGCUUCCGCCCUGUGUUCCUGUGAAUCUGCUCUUGGCUGGCUUUCUCUGGUGUUGCCUGCUUGCUUGCUUGCUUUGUUGCUUUGGAAGGCUAUCCAAGAUAUGUAAGCAAUUCUUUAGGAAAUAAAUUGCUGUUAACCCAAACAAACAAAAACACUGCAGACGAGAUGGGUAAAGGUGAGCAGUGGGGGCGUGGCUAGGACAGAUGGCUAGGGUCUACAUGAACUGGGGAAUUCUUUAUGAAAUAUGUCAGACUUUGUGAUCAAAUGAUGUGAUAUAAGAAUUGUAUAAAGGGAAUAAUUGUCUGAUACUUAUCUGUUUGAGAAGUACUUCAGAAGCAUCUUGAUUUAAUUAUUUAAAGUUUCUAAGAUUAUGCCCCCCUUGGCUGUAUAGCAAACUGUUUUUAUCCACAGUUGUGCCUUAUUGUCCCAUUAAAAUUGUAUUCCUCAAUCCACCAAUAAAUUAAUUGUCAUUAAAACAAAAAAAAAAAGAAAAAAGAAAA
Rattus norvegicus (Norway rat) is the source of this 2552-nucleotide messenger RNA. RefSeq names its product calcineurin B homologous protein 1-like. Gene Ontology annotation, cellular component: plasma membrane; cytoplasm; nucleus. Lineage: Eukaryota; Metazoa; Chordata; Mammalia; Rodentia; Muridae. The record is from RefSeq and is a predicted model, not a curated record. Gene Ontology annotation, molecular function: calcium ion binding.